AUGGUGCCCGCCCGAGAGGUGCUGGAACUGAGUUCUGGCGAGUUCCAGCCGGUAACGGCUGCGGCGCCUCAGAGCGUCCUCUCCACCUGGUCCUCAGUGACACAUGCAAAGCCAUACGGAGUUCCCCUGUGCUCUGGCUGGCGCGGAAAGCAGCCGAGAGCCCAACACCAAAAAGCGGGCAAUGGUUCCCAUGCCUUAAGCGCCGCAGGGCAGAAAUGGGAUUUGCCCCUCCCAAGCCAUCAGUGCCUUAUUAGUCUGCGUGGGGUCUCCCAUAGAGCCACACCUUCUAUUGCAGUGUGCAGUUCCCCAGAGCUGCAGACAUCCCGGGGCCUGGCAGGGCCAGGUAAGGAGCUGUUGCAGCCUCAUCUGCUGCCUGGGAAGCAGGCAGGCAGGUCUCUCAUCAGCAUUUCAGAGGACCAGGCUGCCCCCUUUCCGUGGGCAGGGGUGGGGGCAAGAGUGUUGCAAUGUGUGCAGGAGAGCUGCGAUGGGCACCCCACACAGCAGCUCCUGCCAGCCUCCCAGUGCCACAAGCACUGGAGGGCAGGAGUUUCCCGUCCAGCUUUCCCAGGAGGGCGGCAAGAUGCUUUGCUGGGGGGUGAGAGGCAAAAGGAGCCCAUUGCAGCUGGGGAAAGGGGGUUUCAACUGCUGCCUUCUCCUCUCAGCUGGCCCCAAGACACUGAAAAGGGCAGACUUUGGAGCUGA
Podarcis lilfordi (Lilford's wall lizard) is the source of this 702-nucleotide messenger RNA. The record is from the annotation of a GenBank genome assembly. Lineage: Eukaryota; Metazoa; Chordata; Lepidosauria; Squamata; Lacertidae.